CAGCAAGGGGGCGGGAAUCAGGUCGUUUCCGCUUUGAAGCUCAUGUCUGUUUACGAAUCUAUUCAACAGGGUCUGCAGUCAAAAGGACUCUACCAAGUACCUUAAAUCAUGAAGCAGCUGCCUCCAGAUACGGUCCGGCUGUUGUCCAGCUCCCAGGUCAUCACCUCUCUGGUGAACGUCGUGAAAGAACUGAUGGAAAAUUCCCUGGAUGCCGAGGCUUCGAGCAUCGACGUUAAACUGGAGAACUACGGUUUGGACCGGAUAGAAGUGCGUGAUAACGGCCUCGGAAUCAAAGCCGACGACACUCCCGUGAUGGCCGUGACGCACUUCACUUCAAAGAUCUGUAGCAACGAGGACCUGGAGCGACUGGAGACGUACGGCUUCAGAGGGGAGGCGCUGGGCUCCGUCUGUUCCGUGGCCGAGGUGUCUGUCAUCACGAAGACGGAGGAGGAUGACGUCAGCACCCAGUACACGCUUAACUUCAGUGGGGAGAUCGUCUCCCAGAAGCCGUCUCACUUGGGUCAAGGCACAACAGUGAGCGUACUGAAGCUGUUCAAGAACAUUCCAGUGAGACGUCAAUACUACUCCUCCACCAAGAAGUGCAAGGAGGAACUGAAGAAAAUACAGGACCUGCUGGUGGCCUACGCCAUUAUAAAACCGGGCUUGAGGCUCACACUAAUUCACAAUAGGGUGGUGGUCUGGCAGAAGGCCACGGUGGCCGAUCACAGAAGUGCCCUCCUCGCUACGCUGGGAGCCGGCGCCGUCGCCAACCUGCUGCCUUGCCACCAUCACCAAGAGCAACCGGAGAUUCUUUUAGAAGGCUUUUUUCCGAAGCCCGGAGCGGAUUACUCUUCUACGAGCUCUUCCAGCGCCGACAAGACAUUCAUAUUCGUCAACAACCGGCCCGUCCACCAAAAAGACAUAAUGAAGUUGCUACGUCAACACUACAGCGCUCAGUAUCCGGACACCCCGACCCGGAACCGCUAUCCCACCGCCAUGCUUAAGAUCACGGUUCCACCAUCCUCAGUCGACGUCAACCUGACACCUGACAAGACCCAGGUUCUUCUUCACGACAAGGAGGCUGUGCUGACCGCAUUAGAUGCGUUACUGGUUUCUCUCUACGGCUAUCGGCACAACGGUGACCCCCCGGCCGAGAAGCAGCUCGGCCGCGAGACGUCCCCCUCGCCCCCGACUGCCCGCCGAGCCGACGCCUCACGACCAGACGGCGAACAAAGCGGCGAGCGGGUCGGCCGGACCUCAAACGGCAGCUCUUCGUCCUCCGUAGCGGAGGACUGGAUUGUCGACCAGUUCCCAGCUGGGCUUGAGACCGACGUCUCUGUCUGUGAUGAUGAGAUGGCUCGGAGCUGCACUCGGGCAGCAGGAAUGGGUUCAGCAGAGAGACUCGGGGGCGACGCCGCCGCGUCGGGGGACAACUCGAGCAAGAUAUCGGCUGAAGACUGGAGCCGGGGGACGGCUCUGACCGACCCCGUAUCGGGAGAACCCCUGCAGCCCGUCCAGAUCCACCAGCCCUCGAAGGACGUCCGCUCCGACUGUGAUGAGAUCAAGAGUCGGAGCGGCUCCGACAAAAAGGUGUUCAACGCCAUAACGGAGAAGCGGGCCGCUCUGACGGCCUACGACCUGAUCAGCAAUCGCGCCAUGAGGGUGCCGCUGUCGCCCGCCGCCCUGUUCGAGAAGGAGGCCCGAGUGGAGGUCCUCAGGGAGAAACCGACAGCCAGCCUGCAGGAUAUCAGCGACACCGUGCACGAGAGGUGGAAAAAUCUGAGGGUGGAAGAACGUAGGAAGUAUGAGGAGAAGGCGAGAAGACACCUGGAGCACCACGACCAGAGGACCAAGUCGGCCUCGGCCGAAGGCCCCGGAGAGACGAGCGCGAGCACCCCGAGGGGCCACGCGCAGGGCCAGAAACGCAAGGCCCCGCUGUCCAACCAGCAGCUGCUGGACGAGCUCUUCUCCGCGCAGCCCCAAAAGAAGACGAGGAACCCCGCGCCGAAGCCCUCGCGGCUCCUCCCCUGCAGCGUCGCUGCCCUCCGGCUGCGGCUGCGGCGCCUUUCAUCCCAGAGCGCCGGGGUGCCGCGGGGCCCACGUCUUGUAAACCGGCUGGCCUCUCGGAGCGCCUGGGUCAUUUUAUGCGGUCAGAGGCUCAUGUUGUUAAACCCGUUUCGAGUGGAGGAGGCCUUGCUGUUUAAGAGACUCCUGGAGAACAAUAUACUUCCAGCAGUGAGUCUCCAGAACCCCAUACAGUUAACAGAUGGAAGUCUGGGGGGGGCUGGAUACACUGAGGCUUUGUGCAACAUGGAGAAGCGAAGCCCCGAGCUGGACGGGGGGGCCCUCUUCUCCGAUCCCCGGCUCGUGGCUAACGGCUUUAAAAUCAAACUCACUCCAGGCCUCACGUCAGCCGAGAGACAUCUGGAAGUCACGGCGAUGGCAGACUGCGUGCCUUUCCUCGGUGUGGAGGACCUCAGGGAGAUCCUGACAGCAGUUCUUCACAGGAAGGCCCGGACCGUGCAGGAGUGCCGGCCACUUAAAGUCACAAACUACCUGCAAGGGGAAGCAGUACGACUUGCCCGUCAGUUACCUACAAAUCCAUCCAGGGAAGAUGUGGAGGAAACCCUUCUACGGAUGGAUCAGCAGCUCGCUGAGAGCAACCAAACCUGCAUCCACGGACGACCUUUUCUCCAACACCUGUCUGACGUCCCUUCUACGGACCAGGAAGCUAAAGCUCUGCUGAGGCCGUUAGAGCUGUGAGAAGAAGAAGAAGAAGAAGACUCAAAUCAAAAACAUACCCGCAGUCACAGAUGAUUAUUCUCAACGUUAGCUAACUGAGUUGUUUUCAUUCUGCUGAAAUGAUGUCAAACACAAAAAUAAAAGUAUUUUUCAUGCAUCAA
Messenger RNA from Cyclopterus lumpus (lumpfish), 2903 nucleotides. RefSeq names its product PMS1 homolog 1, mismatch repair system component (gene pms1). The coding region runs from base 109 to 2763 and encodes 884 amino acids. Gene Ontology annotation, molecular function: ATP binding; mismatched DNA binding; ATP-dependent DNA damage sensor activity. Gene Ontology annotation, biological process: mismatch repair. The record is from RefSeq and is a predicted model, not a curated record. NCBI's taxonomy places the organism in Eukaryota, Metazoa, Chordata, Actinopteri, Perciformes, Cyclopteridae. Gene Ontology annotation, cellular component: MutLalpha complex. The transcript is spliced from 13 exons.